Ilyonectria robusta is the source of this 1278-nucleotide messenger RNA. RefSeq lists its product as uncharacterized. The record is from RefSeq and is a predicted model, not a curated record. The transcript is spliced from 3 exons. NCBI's taxonomy places the organism in Eukaryota, Fungi, Ascomycota, Sordariomycetes, Hypocreales, Nectriaceae. The coding region runs from base 1 to 1278 and encodes 425 amino acids. Gene Ontology annotation, molecular function: oxidoreductase activity, acting on the CH-OH group of donors, NAD or NADP as acceptor.
AUGGCUCUUCCUUUGACGGGCAAGCUGGCCCUUGUCACCGGUGCCUCAAGAGGCAUUGGCUUGGCCAUCACUAAGACGCUCGCUGCCCGCGGCGCGAACCUCCUCCUCGCCUACACCUCUGAGAGCUCUGCCGCCUCCACCGCGAGCCUCGCCGCUGAGCUGUCUGCCAAGCACUCAAUCAAGGUCGUCCCCGUCCAGGCCGAUCUCAGCACCGUCGCCGGCCCGGCAUCCCUCAUCGCCCAGGCGACCAACGCCUUCAGCCCGCUGCGCAUCGACAUCCUCGUCAACAACGCCGGCGUGGCCCUCAACGACAACGUCACCGACAUCAAGCCAGACGACUUCCACAAAACCUACGACGUCAACGUUCUCGGCCCGCUGCUGCUCGUCCAGGCCGCCGUGCCCUACCUGCCCACCGACCGCUCUGGCCGCAUCAUCAACCUCAGCAGCGUCAGUUCCAGCAUGGGCUUCGUCGGCCAGAGCGUCUACGGCGGCUCCAAGGCGGCCCUCGAGGCCAUGACGCGCACCUGGGCGCGCGAGCUGAGCGAGCGCUGCACUGUCAACGCCAUCAACCCGGGCCCCGUCCGUUCCGAGAUGUACUCGCGCAACACGGACGAGUUCAAGAAGCUGAUCAAGCCCUUUAUCCAAAAUGCGCCUCUCAUGGUUGCUCGCGAAGGCAUCGACCCGCCCGAGGUCGUCGAGGACGCCAAAACCAGUGGCGGCCGGGCCGGUGAGGCCGAGGAGGUUGCCGGCAUCGUCGCCAUGCUGGCCGGCCCGGAGAGUGCGUGGUGCACCGGCCAGGUCAUCUGCGCCAAUGGAGGCAUGAUCUUUGUCACGAUGGCGUCCGAUCCCCUCGACGAUGUCCUCAACAUCGAGGAGCGUUUCUAUUCGGAGGGCUACCAACAGGGCCUCGAAGACGGCGUUCAGGCGGGGCGCAUCGAAGGCCGGUCCUUCGGUAUGCAAAAGGGCUUCGAGAAGUUCCUCGAGAGCGGCCGUCUCGCCGGAAAGGCCAUCGUCUGGGCAAACCGCAUUCCUCACCAGCCAGGCGCCGCAGCAGAUGCCACCGCCAAAGAGCCAUGUACGCUACCGCAGUUGCCCAAGAACGCACGCCUGGAGAAGAACAUCAACACCCUCUACGCCCUCGUCGAGCCCGAGACCCUGUCCACAGCCAACACGGAUGAGGCGGUGCAAGACUUUGACGACCGGGUGAAGCGGGCGCUGGGGAAAGCGAAGAUUGUCGAGCGGAUGGUGGGUGGUGGUGGUGCGAAGGAGACAUCCUGA